Rubroshorea leprosula is the source of this 4320-nucleotide messenger RNA. The record is from the annotation of a GenBank genome assembly. Lineage: Eukaryota; Viridiplantae; Streptophyta; Magnoliopsida; Malvales; Dipterocarpaceae.
GCUUGCUUUCUUUUCUCUCUUGCCAAAUAACAAAGCUAGUCUUCUCCAACUCAUAAAUCUAAAAACGACAUUGUCAGAUUUUCGAGACCUUAAAAAAAAGUUGAAAAAGGUUAUUCAGAUUUCUUAUUUCAUUCACCUCAGAUUUUCCUCCCCUCCCCCCUGUUUCUCCCUUCUCUUCCAAUGACACCAUACCCUGAAGCAGAGUCAGCUUAACCUUUAACUGGAGUCAAAAUCACUCUCCCUACUCUUUCAUUUUCGAUUUUCCAUUCAGGGUUUGCCUUGGUUUUGAGCUGCAAUGGCUGAAACCCCGGAGGGAAGGUCGGUGCCGGCGCCAGAGAAGAAGAAAGAACAGAGCUUGCCAUUUUGCCAGCUGUUUUCUUUUGCAGACAAGUACGAUUGGUUGUUGAUGAUCGCUGGUAGCCUCGGUGCUAUUGUCCAUGGUUCUUCAAUGCCUGUCUUCUUCUUGCUUUUUGGUGAAAUGGUUAAUGGGUUCGGGAAAAACCAAUCUGACUUGCCUAAAAUGACCCAUGAAGUAGCCAAGUAUGCACUUUACUUUGUUUAUCUUGGCCUCAUCGUAUGCUUAUCAUCCUAUGCAGAGAUUGCAUGUUGGAUGUAUACUGGGGAGAGGCAGGUGAGUACCCUAAGGAAGAAGUAUUUGGAGGCGGUUUUGAAGCAAGAUGUUGGAUUCUUCGACACUGAUGCAAGAACUGGGGAUAUUGUCUUCAGUGUCUCCACAGACACCCUUCUUGUCCAAGAUGCCAUUAGCGAGAAGGUUGGGAACUUCAUACACUAUUUAUCAACUUUUCUGGCUGGUCUGGUGGUCGGUUUUGUAUCAGCAUGGAAGCUAGCACUGCUCAGUGUUGCAGUGAUCCCUGGUAUUGCUUUUGCUGGUGGCUUGUAUGCAUAUACUUUGACUGGCCUCACAUCCAAGAGCCGGGAAUCCUAUGCAAAUGCUGGCAUAAUUGCUGAGCAGGCCAUUGCACAAGUUCGAACUGUUUACUCAUAUGUUGGUGAAAGCAAGGCCCUCAAUUCUUAUUCAGAUGCAAUUCAGAAUACACUGAAACUUGGAUACAAGGCUGGGAUGGCCAAAGGUUUGGGACUGGGGUGUACUUAUGGCAUUGCUUGCAUGUCAUGGGCCCUUGUUUUCUGGUAUGCUGGUGUUUUCAUCAGGAAUGGACAGACUGAUGGGGGGAAAGCAUUUACUGCAAUCUUCUCUGCCAUUGUUGGUGGCAUGAGCUUAGGCCAGUCAUUUUCAAAUCUUGGUGCAUUUAGCAAAGGCAAAGCUGCUGGUUACAAAUUGAUGGAGAUUAUCAAGCAAAAGCCCUCCAUAACUCAAGAUGCCUUGGAUGGAAAAAUCCUCUCUGAGGUUAAUGGAAAUAUAGAGUUCAAGGAUGUAACUUUCAGCUACCCAUCAAGACCAGAUGUCAUCAUCUUUCGUGAUUUCUCAAUAUUCUUUCCUGCUGGAAAGACUGUUGCAGUUGUUGGUGGUAGUGGGUCAGGGAAGAGCACUGUUGUCUCUCUUAUAGAGAGGUUCUAUGAUCCUAAUCAAGGGCAGGUGCUGCUUGAUAAUGUGGAUAUAAAGACAUUGCAACUAAAAUGGUUACGUGAUCAGAUUGGGCUGGUAAACCAAGAGCCAGCUCUCUUUGCAACUACCAUCCUUGAGAACAUACUUUAUGGCAAGCCUGAUGCAACAAUGGAUGAAGUGGAAGCUGCUGCUUCUGCUGCGAAUGCUCACAGUUUCAUUACCUUACUUCCUAAUGGUUACAACACCCAGGUGGGAGAGCGGGGAGUCCAACUAUCAGGAGGCCAAAAACAGAGGAUUGCAAUUGCUAGAGCUAUGUUGAAGAACCCUAAGAUCUUGCUCCUUGAUGAAGCAACUAGUGCCCUUGAUGCAAGCUCUGAGAGUAUUGUUCAGGAAGCUCUAGAUCGUCUCAUGGUUGGGAGAACCACUGUAGUCAUUGCACAUCGCCUGUCAACCAUUAGAAAUGUUGAUUCAAUUGCUGUUAUUCAGCAAGGGCAAGUUGUUGAAACAGGAACACAUGAGGAAUUGAUUGCCAAGGCAGGGGCAUAUGCUUCAUUAAUAAGAUUUCAAGAAAUGGUGGGGAACAGAGACUUCUCUAACCCAUCAACUCGUCGCUCACGUUCAUCACGUCUUAGUCAUUCCCUCUCAACAAAGUCCUUGAGCCUUCGGUCUGGCAGUCUGCGAAACUUGAGCUAUUCUUACAGCACUGGUGCUGAUGGAAGGAUAGAGAUGGUCUCAAAUGCGGAGACGGACCGGAAAAACCCUGCACCUGAUGGCUAUUUCUGCCGUCUUCUCAAGCUAAAUGCUCCUGAAUGGCCCUAUUCUAUAAUGGGUGCUGUAGGAUCUGUGCUUUCUGGCUUUAUUGGACCAACUUUCGCUAUUGUGAUGGGCAAUAUGAUUGAGGUCUUCUACUACACAAAUCCUACCUCCAUGGAAAGGAAGACAAAGGAGUAUGUUUUUAUCUACAUUGGAGCUGGUCUUUAUGCUGUUGUUGCAUAUUUGAUUCAGCAUUAUUUCUUCAGUAUUAUGGGAGAAAAUCUCACAACAAGAGUACGAAGGAUGAUGCUUGCAGCAAUUCUGAGGAAUGAAGUUGGAUGGUUUGAUGAGGAGGAACACAAUUCAGGCCUUCUUGCAGCUCGGUUGGCAACUGAUGCUUCUGAUGUCAAGUCCGCCAUUGCUGAGAGGAUCUCAGUGAUUCUGCAGAACAUGACUUCACUCCUCACCUCCUUCAUAGUAGCUUUCAUAGUUGAAUGGAGGGUCUCCCUUCUCAUCCUUGGUACCUUCCCCCUUCUAGUUCUUGCCAACUUUGCCCAGCAACUCUCUCUGAAAGGGUUUGCAGGGGAUACAGCCAAGGCACAUGCAAAGACUAGCAUGAUUGCUGGUGAGGGUGUAAGCAAUAUUCGAACUGUUGCAGCCUUCAAUGCACAGAAGAAGAUCCUAUCACUGUUUUGCCAUCAGCUCCGUGUCCCACAGCUCCAAAGUCUUCGCCGCAGCCAAACAGCUGGCCUUCUCUUUGGCCUAUCUCAGCUCGCACUUUAUGCAUCUGAAGCCCUCAUUCUCUGGUAUGGAGCACACCUAGUAAGCAAAGGUGUUUCCACAUUCUCCAAGGUGAUCAAGGUUUUUGUGGUACUGGUUGUCACAGCAAAUUCUGUGGCUGAAACUGUUAGUCUUGCUCCUGAGAUCAUCAGGGGUGGUGAAGCUGUUGGUUCUGUCUUUUCAAUUUUGGAUCGUUCAACCAGGAUCGAUCCAGAUGAUCCUGAGGCAGAGCCAGUUGAAUCAGUUCGUGGGGAUAUUGAACUUAGACAUAUUGAUUUCGCAUAUCCUUCACGACCUGAUGUCUCCGUGUUUAAGGACCUAAACCUUAGAAUCCGUGCUGGCCAAAGCCAGGCACUUGUUGGGGCUAGUGGCUCUGGAAAAAGUUCAGUCAUUGCACUCAUUGAACGAUUCUAUGAUCCAACAGCUGGAAAGGUUAUGAUUGAUGGAAAAGAUAUCCGGAGAUUGAACUUGAAGUCCCUUAGGCUUAAAAUUGGAUUGGUGCAGCAAGAGCCAGCCCUCUUUGCAGCAAGCAUCUUUGACAACAUUGCCUAUGGAAAAGAAAGGGCAACUGAAGCUGAAGUAAUUGAGGCAGCCCGUGCAGCUAACGUGCAUGGCUUUGUUAGUGGAUUGCCUGAUGGCUACAAAACACCAGUUGGUGAGAGAGGUGUUCAGCUUUCGGGUGGCCAGAAACAAAGAAUUGCGAUUGCUAGGGCUGUGCUUAAGGACCCAACAAUCCUACUCCUUGAUGAGGCCACAAGUGCACUUGAUGCAGAAUCAGAGUGUGUUCUACAGGAAGCACUAGAGAGGCUCAUGCGGGGUCGCACCACCGUCCUUGUGGCUCAUCGUUUGUCAACAAUAAGAAAUGUGGAUUGCGUUGGAGUUGUUCAAGAUGGGCGCAUCAUAGAACAAGGCAGCCACUCUGAGCUGAUUAGCCGAGCCGAUGGGGCCUACUCAAGGCUCUUGCAACUACAGCACCACCACAUAUGAAGAGUUUUGAUUGAAGAAACAUGGCCUUGCUGGGUGGUAAAUUAUGUUUGGGUCCCAUUAACCUUAUAUUUCCAUCUUUUCUUUUUCUGAAUGAUGAUGAUAGUUGUAGAUAUGGGAAUGUGGAGUCUGUAUCUUGAGAAACGGCUGCCCCAUUUCCAAUGGGAUAGCAAAGUGUUAAAUUAUUGAUAUCUAUGGUGCAUGAGCCCCUUUUGUCUGUCUGUUAUUUUAUGUCACUAGUUGGCUCCCCUUUGUUAUAAUAAAAUACUAAAAUUGCA